AUUUAUUGUUUUAAAAAUGAGCUGAACAGCAACAACAACAAACAAGAGCAAAAGAAGAAAGCGACAAAAAAAAAAAAUUGUGGGACAUCGAAAAUAUUGUAGUAUCGGCAGAUCUUCAUUGGACCAAAAAAAAAAGAACACAUACGAAGCAACGCAAAUUGUUCUAAAAGAAAAUCUCUUAAAAAUUUGUCAAACUGUAUGAAAAACCGAAACAUGAGGACAAACCAGCCAACAGUUAGCAGUGUUUAAAGCAAAAUAAGAAAUAAUAACAAAACACUAAAACAAAUUCGAUAGGUGGUAUUUUUAUAAAUUCGCGUAAAGUCGCUUAAAAACGCGACCACAACACAUUAUUACAAAUGAAUUAAAUAAAUUAAACUACAAGCAAUGAGUAUUUGUCUUCUGUUGCUCUGUGAAUUUGAAUUGCACACACAUGUUAUUGUUCGUUGAAAUAUUAAAGAAAAACAAAAGACGCGCUAAGUGCUAUUCUUCGGGCGUUUUACCAUCUCUAUAUAUGACCGCAUUUGAAAUCGAAGCCUAAAAUGAUAAAACGUGAUGUGUCCUCUGCAUCGACCAUUGGUCGAGAUGAUGCGGCUCGUAAGCCUCUGUUGAAGGCUUACAUGUUCCAGCGUCGUGUCUUGUUUUGUUGCAGUUGCUUGAUGGUAUUAUCCUUGUUAACAUGGAUUAUAGCCAUAGCUACGGAUCAUUGGAUUAUUAUAACCGGUGCUGGAGGCAUUUUCAUACCGGAGACCAGACGUUUCUUUAUGUCCUCACAUUCCGGUUUAUGGAGAUUUUGCCGGCAUACUGCCAUACCCACCCCAUUGAAGGAUGCUGAUGUUGUUAGAAACUUCACUGCAUUUGCCAUACAGAAUCCAACAACUUUGCGUGAAGCUCAACGGAAUUGUUCACGCUUGGACUAUAUAAAAGAAUUCAAUUCUGUGCCAGUUCAAUUUCCCCUAGAGUCCUUCACCGAGGAGGCCAGACAGCGAAUGUUUGCCCAUUGGGUGCGCAACGAUAAGGUUCCAUUCAAUAAAUUCAAGGACGAGUUCUAUCGUUUGGUGUUGUCAACCCAAGAGGCUAGGGAUGAAUUGAUAGCGAUCGAUGCAAAACCUCGCAUUAUAAAUCCUGUCGAUGUGGGUGAUAUAGUAAGGAGUAAUGUGUUCGGUAAGGCCUUGCAAACCGUUGUGGUGAAUGGAACCAACUACUACUUUGUUAUACCGGAAACUGCUCAGGCGGCUAUGUUUAAGGGUUGGAAUGAGAAAGCCUACAUACCGAAAUUAUUUUGGCCAUAUGCCAAAGAAUUAGGAUUACCUGCUUAUGUCUUGGACGAUAACCGAGUAAUACUGCAGCUGGUGCCACCAAAACCACCGAAGAACAUGCGCAACAAACACUAUGAAUAUGCCUAUAAUAGCCGCUGUAAAUAUAUCGAUAUGUUCCCCAGUGCCGGAGAACGCAUGGAUCCUGGCUUCGAUUGGACUCUUAUGGACUACAUUCGUUCGCAAGCUUCAUUUGCUUGUAUCACCGUAUUUGUGAUGAUCUUGGGCUCAGUCUUCUCAUUUUACACCUUCGCAAAUCCCCGCUAUAUGUUCAAGCGUUUGGCAGGUGGUAUAAAUUUGGUGGCUGGCUCCACUGCCUUGGUGGUGCUUCAGGUACUAUUCGCUUCAGUCGAUUACACCAAAGAGCAUUUGUUCUAUUCAUAUCCUGAUGGGGCGGAAUUGACUUACGGCUAUGGAGUUUUCUUUGCUUGGUUCACCUUUGGUGUGAACGUAACGUCGGGCAUUCUGUUUAUAUGGUAUUCGGGCAAGAAGAAGGGUGCCAAGGCCCCAACCGAUGAAAUUGCCAUGGCCGAUGAGAUGACCAUUAUGGGCAGAUAAUUUAUACCCACAACGACAGGGGUUUACAUUCACUGCAUUAAAUACUCGCGCUCAACACUAAACACAGCUGCCAAUGGCUGUUUAGCAUUUUAUGAUUUGAAAAAUAGUUCGACUACAGGAUUUUCUAAUUUAUUUUGAAGUGUUUAUAAGGAAAAUUUAGACCGAAUACUGAGGGAUGCCAGCAAUCACAAAUUUUUGCCUUCGUUUAAAAAUUUUUGUGAUUAAUGAAAAUCCGACUAAAAGCAGCAUAGGAACAAAUCUCCUUAUAGUAAGUCAGACAUAGCAAGUAUACUUUUAUGUAUGAUUAAUUUUCAUACAUUUUUAUCUUUAAUUUUCAUACGAACUUACUGCUAAGAAAUAAGAAUAAUAAGCUUGUAAAGAUUAUCUACCAUUCACGAUUAUGCACGCAUACAUACAUUUUUCCACAUACAUAUGUUAGUUCGGACAUUACCUAUUUCAUCAUUUGUAUUUGUCUUAAGCAGUUGGCAUACUCACCGUUUUUCGCCGUUUUUUUUGUGGGUGAUUUUCCAUCAGGUUUCCGAAAGUUCAUAUGCACCAUACGAUUUUUAUAAGUAUUGAACGAGUGCUAUUAAUUUUUAUUAAAUAGAUUGUAACGUUCAAGUAAUUUUUUUAUGUAAAUAUUAAAGUUUAUUUUGUUGAAAUUCUUUGUUACAGAAAAUGUAAGUUAAUAAAUUUAUUUAAAGAACCAAUA
Messenger RNA from Stomoxys calcitrans (stable fly), 2583 nucleotides. RefSeq lists its product as uncharacterized. The coding region runs from base 540 to 1871 and encodes 443 amino acids. Gene Ontology annotation, cellular component: plasma membrane. The record is from RefSeq and is a predicted model, not a curated record. The transcript is spliced from 6 exons. NCBI's taxonomy places the organism in Eukaryota, Metazoa, Arthropoda, Insecta, Diptera, Muscidae.